Hymenoscyphus albidus is the source of this 960-nucleotide messenger RNA. Lineage: Eukaryota; Fungi; Ascomycota; Leotiomycetes; Helotiales; Helotiaceae. The record is from the annotation of a GenBank genome assembly.
AUGUCGGCAUCUUCCAAAUGCCGAGCCUUCUCCAGCAAAAGCGAGGCGACUCAGAUAUCGCGGACAAACACGACUCUAUACAAACUACCACCAGAGAUCCGCACGCAAAUCUUUGAGUAUUGUCUGGUGAACCACCGCGCAAAGAUAACUAAGCUGGAACACCUGCCAGCUCUGGUUAGGGUUUUGGUCCACGAUGAGAAACUCUGCGUAGAAGCUCUCGACUUGAUGCGCCCUAGUACGGAAUUUCAACUGGACGCAGAAAACCAUUGGCAGUUCAGAGGAUUCGCGAAAACAAUUUUGACGCACAUACGAAAUGUAGUUGUGGAUCUGAGAUAUGCUGGGUGGGUACUUAAAAAACCUGAAAUCCAUUAGAUAUUUGCUUACCACAAAGAUAGAUAUCUCGGACUUACAGCAAUCCGACUUUCUUCGACAUUAAAUACACUUCCUUCCCUCAGAAAGGGGGUGUUGAAUUGUGGUUUAAUAACCGGGGAGCGGUUCCAUGGUCGAUAUAUGGCUGCUGAUUUUAAGGAGGCAUAUUCAGCUUGGCUGGCAGGUUUCAAGAAAGCGAGAUGUGUUGGGAUCCGUUUUUGUUUUUUGCCCAAGGAAGCGAAUAUCUACCAUGCGGAUCCGUAUGCUAUGGGCAUGUAUAUUGCUAGUGUUCGUCUGAGGGGAACUGUGAGUACUAAGAUUGUUACUUGCCAUGAGCUUGAUGAGCCAUGCCGCCGGUAUGGAGACAAUAGAAAGCGCUCGGAUUCGCUCAACUUAAACGAUACUGAUUACCUGCGUCGUUUUUUGGAUAGGUACAGGGGAAAUCCAGAUGUUCCCGAGACGUUGGUUUGGGUACGUCUUGGAGACGAAUGAUCUAGGGAUAGUUGUCAUGUAAAGUUGAAAGUUUCAGAACAAAUAUAGUUAAGUGAUGCAACGUCACAGCAACUUGGUACACCGGGAAUCCGGAGAUAG